AUGCAGCGCUGUACUUAUCAACUUAUUUCAAAGACUAUUCGUAUUCCUGUUUUACAACGAUAUAAUUAUCAAACAAAUAGUACAAAAAACAAGACGACAACAGAAGAAGACCAUCAUAAUAAUCUGAUUUGCUCGAAAUGGGAAGAGGCAAUUAUCAAAGAACAACGCGUACCUGAUACUUCGUUUGAUUUAAUGCAAAAAGAUACAAUUACUCGAAUACAUGAAGACAAAAUCAAACAUAAAAAUAAUAACAAUCGAAAAUCACAUUGA
Molecule: messenger RNA, 270 nt
Organism: Adineta steineri
Lineage: Eukaryota; Metazoa; Rotifera; Eurotatoria; Adinetida; Adinetidae
Source: the annotation of a GenBank genome assembly